AUGCCCUUCUACUCUAGCUCGACUCGUUCCAGAAAAUCUAAGAAAGAUGGGACGAGCAGAGCAUCCACGGCUUCAGUCGUUUCUUCAAACUCGCAUUCCACCAAAGGCCCCAAACUAUCAGUGGAGAAACCCAAGGUAGACAGCCAAACCCAAUCUACUAUAUCAAAGAGCAACAGCAACGGGUCCACUGCGCGGCCACAAGCAGCUCAGAACAAACACGAUUCCGAUCGCAAAGCUCCCAAUGUGUUCGAGUACCUUGAAGAUAACUCGACUACAACGGAUGAUUCGUCCGAUGACGAGUACGAGCAUCACGUACCCAGCAAUAAUGCCAAGGGGGCAUACAAGAACGCAGUCCGUCAGAUGUAUCGCCCCGCCGCGCAAGGCACUGAUGCCCGCAGCCGUACCUCGUCCAUACUGUCCAAGUCCUCGGCGAACUCUCAGAAGACUCCCAGUUCAAUUGAAAUUCCUCCAAGCACCGUCACCUCAAACACCGUGAAGAGCCACAUCCCAGCGCAUAAACCCUCACUGGACGGGGCAUACAGUGCGGUGGGGGCGUUUCCCGACGGCUCGAACUACUAUGAGAAACGAAGCGUGGACUUGAAUGCAAGACCGGAGACGUAUUACCCUCAGAAUUCUGUCUCUCUUCAGCGGUCGCCACUACCCCCAUCGCCGCCGCGAAGCCCUGAAGAAGAUCUUCACCGGCCCACACGACGGAACAGGCGCAACACCAAAUCCUCAGACAUCUCCGGAUAUAGCCUCCUCGCUACCCGGCUGAGCUCCGCCACGGAGACCCAGGAGCCCCGUCUCCCUCCUCUGUACCGCCGGUUCGAGAAUCUCAACCACCGCGUCCUGCUUCAUCUUCAGGACGAAAUCGCACAAAUGGAGGAAGACCUGCGCCUAGUGGACGAGUACGAGGAAUUGCAACGGGCCGCAACGGCCGAGCAAGAGGGCACGAAAAUGCUCCCUGCCUCCCGGCGUAUGGAUGCCCAAGCACAGGUAUACUCCUCCGUUCACUACCGACGUGAGGAGCUUCUCAGUGCGCUAGCUCGAAAGACCGAGCAAUACAACAAUGCCCUCAGCGCAUAUAGCAGGGUCCUUCAAACGCUCCCCCGCGCCUCUACGCAGGAUAUUAAUACGUAUCGGAACUGGAUGAAGCAAACCAACCCUGUCAUCGCCGCUGAGACACGGUUCCUCGAUUACACCAAAGACCUGAUCUCUCUAACUCCACGCAUGGCUUCUACCUCGACCGCGAAGCCUAUUUUCACCACCAUCAUCAUUGCCUCUACUGCCAUCCUCCUACCAUUGCUCGCAUUCAGCAUGAUUUCCGAGUUCUCCGGUCGUCUCGUCGUAGUCGCACUCGUAGGAGUCGCUGCAUCAAUCAUCGCCUCCACCAACUCCACCAGCGCAGACCAGCUUGUUGACUCUCGGGACGGCUGGCGAUGCGCAACCAUAUACUUCGGCUUCAUGACCGUCACCGCAAUGUUCAUCCCCUAA
Aspergillus vadensis CBS 113365 is the source of this 1494-nucleotide messenger RNA. RefSeq lists its product as uncharacterized. The record is from RefSeq and is a predicted model, not a curated record. Lineage: Eukaryota; Fungi; Ascomycota; Eurotiomycetes; Eurotiales; Aspergillaceae. The coding region runs from base 1 to 1494 and encodes 497 amino acids. The transcript has 3 exons.